CCCCAAGCGAGCCCGCAGUGGAAGCUGACCGUCAGCACAAGGCCGGUCGGCUUGGCCCGGGUCCAACCAACCCCCUCCCUCGGCGUGUCUCCAGCCUUCUCCCGCUAGCCUUGCCCGUCGGCGCCCGGUGCACUCAGACCCGUAUGUACGGGGCUCGAGGUGGACACGUCGGUCACUCGCUACAUUCGUACACGGCUCAAAUCGCUACAUUGUGGCGGUGACAACAUCACUGUUGCAAGGUACGGAUUCUAUUUGUUCCAGUCGGUGAUGACCUGAGGGGGUCUCUCUAUAAGCGUAUCUUUAUUAGAAGCACACUGCGAGGAGAUAGCGGAAGAUACAAGGCAUUGAUUCGUGUGGACACCAGCGGGCGGCGUGCUGUUGUUGUUGUCAAGUGGGACUUUGCAUUUUUCGGAAGUCCCUUUUCGACUAGGACUGGGACGUUACCAGUCAUGAUAACUGGGUGAGGAGUGAUCUAACAGAAAUUGUACUCUGAGAAACGCUACCGACGAAACUAGCCCAGGAUUCAGUGAAGUGCCUGUGGAAACGACAAAUUCGGACGAAGGAUUGAGACAACUUCUUCCCGACGACAAAGGACUAUCUGUGCGGAUUUUCAGGCCUUGUUUUCGCAGUUGAGGGAGUUUUUCUUUCCGUUACAGCCACAUUGACACCGCAGGCCAGCUGACCGGACAUUUGGGACUUGUUACCGCGAUCCAGGGACGACUGAGUCCCCUCUGUUGUUGUUGGGUCAGUUUCCGUUCUCAGCGACCAAACCCGGAACGGCGAAAUUUUCCCGGGAAAUUGAAACGUCCUGCUUCAUUUCCUAAGCUGCGUUUCCCCAAUUUUUGCAAGCAGGACUGUGUCGCAGUGUUAGAGUUUUGUUCGAAUCCCCAGGGACAAAAUUAAAGCAGCCUUUCAGCUGCCGAGAGCGGACGGAGAAGUUUGUUGAAAAGUUUGUUCCCGGAUAUUUUGGGUCAUUUCAUCUCUUCACAGGAAGAAGCGAAGCGUUUAGCUACUUAAAUCAUCGGUAGAAAAGGAAUGUGAAGAAAGCUGGAGUUGGAUUCGUUUCAGUUCUUGAGAAACGCGUUCGUGGACACUAAGAAAAGCAGUGAAGGUGGAGACUUUGCACAGAGAUCUUUGGAUAAAGCAUUCAGGCACUUCGUAAUUGGAAACAACGAGGAAUUCGAAGAUUGCUGUGAAGAAAGCUUCGAGGAUUUGUUUCGCUUCUUGACUGCAAGGAUUUCUAGGAAACACAGCGUUUGAAAAACUUAAGAAGAAGACGGGACGUUUGGAAGUGUGUAACUUUUCGGGUCUUCCAACUUGAGCCGACAGGACGUUUGGAUUUCUUAAAGAAAUGACGCAGAAUUUGAAGACAGAGGAAAAGAAGAUGUACUUCAUGUCGCUGCCACGGGGCAUGCGCAGCUUCCUGGCUAUCCUGGGAACGAUCUUCCUGGGCGUGCUGGGCUUCCCCGUUCUCGUGACCAACGUCGAGGCUCCCAUGGGCAUGCGCGUGCGCGUGGUGUCCCGGCCCAACUCGUGCGACAGGACGACUAAAGAGGGGGAUCUGCUGUCCGUGCACUUCAUGGGCAGUGUCGGGUCAACGGACGGCAGGGUGUUCGACUCAAGCUACCACCGAAACCAACCCUUGCAGUUCGUGGUUGGACGAGACCAAAUGAUUCCGGGGUGGGACCAGGGUCUGAUGGACAUGUGUGUCGGGGAGAAGCGGGAACUCAUGAUCCCUCCUCACCCCUCCCACAUCGCGUACCUUGGACCGGGCGCGCACUCCGCAGGAAAACAGUUGGACGAGUCGCCCUUGGUCUUCAACAUUGAGCUGUUGGAUAUACUGGACUCACCCCCCGCCCAUGAUGCGUUUGCAGAGAUCGACAAAGAUGGGGACAAGCUGCUUUCUGCAGUGGAGGUCCAAGACUACGUCAAGACGCUGGUGGCUGAAGGUCUGGAGAUUCCAGACGGGAAGAACCUGACUGAGGUAUUGUGGGAAAUCUUCGAGCACGAGGAUCGCGAUCGCGAUGGUUUCAUCUCGCACUCGGAAUUCUCCGGACCGAAAAGGCACGACGAACUUUGACAACAAUAUCCCGAAUCAU
Branchiostoma belcheri (Belcher's lancelet) is the source of this 2099-nucleotide messenger RNA. RefSeq names its product FK506-binding protein 2-like. The transcript is spliced from 6 exons. The record is from RefSeq and is a predicted model, not a curated record. Gene Ontology annotation, molecular function: calcium ion binding; peptidyl-prolyl cis-trans isomerase activity. Lineage: Eukaryota; Metazoa; Chordata; Leptocardii; Amphioxiformes; Branchiostomatidae. The coding region runs from base 1352 to 2080 and encodes 242 amino acids.